Messenger RNA from Penicillium taxi, 1848 nucleotides. Its product is annotated as pseudouridine synthase DEG1. Gene Ontology annotation, biological process: mRNA pseudouridine synthesis; tRNA pseudouridine synthesis. Gene Ontology annotation, molecular function: pseudouridine synthase activity; RNA binding. Lineage: Eukaryota; Fungi; Ascomycota; Eurotiomycetes; Eurotiales; Aspergillaceae. The transcript has a single exon. Gene Ontology annotation, cellular component: nucleus; cytoplasm. The record is from RefSeq and is a predicted model, not a curated record. The coding region runs from base 1 to 1848 and encodes 615 amino acids.
AUGGCGGAUCUCAACGACGAGGGGAACACCGACUACACAAAAUGGAGUAAUUCCAGCCUGAUCGAUCGAAUUACCGAGUUGGAGCGCCAACUUUACUCUCAUACUACGAAAUUUGCUUCCCCAGCGCCCGCAGCGCCGGCAGAAUCAUCAAACACACCUUUGGCACCCAUUUCUACAGAUGUGCAUGAACCGGCGAUUCCGCUGCCAGAGGCCUCACUCAAUCCCUCCAAGAAGCGGGCGUAUUCGCCUCAGACCAAUAUCACGCAAACGCCUGGAGCUUCUCGCCAAUUGAAGGAAGAUCGCGGAUUUGAUGCGUCGAAAUAUUCUACACGGUUUAUUGCGCUCAAGUUCGCCUACCUUGGUCAGCGGUACAAUGGGCUCGAACAUACCAAUGGAAAUGUAACGCCUCUUCCUACUAUCGAGGAAAUGAUAUGGAAGGCAAUGCGUCGGACUCGUUUGCUCUCGCCGGAGGUCACUUCUGCAGACGAACCAGAUGAUCAGCCGAGAGCGCUGCGGCCGUACUCCCUUCACUGGGAUGGGUGUGACUACUCCAAGGCCGGGCGCACGGAUCGUGGCGUCAGCGCUUUUGGUCAGGUUAUCGGUGUGCGAGUUCGCAGUGCACGACCGAUGCCGAAAACCAAGGCUCCCAUAGAUGAAGCGGCGGAUCUUGAAGAUGGCAUUGCGAUGCAGAUUGAGGAACCUGUCAAUCAGGACUGGGAUGAUAUUUCUGAUGAGCUACCCUAUAUACAGAUCCUUAACAGGGUUCUUCCUGAGGACAUCAGAGUACUAGCUUGGUGUCCAAACCCUCCUCCUGGCUUUAAUGCCCGUUUCUCCUGCCGCGAGCGAAGGUAUCGCUACUUCUUCACUCAGCCUGCAUUCUCUCCAACUCCUGGGCCAUUUGGGUUUGAGGACCGCAUUCAAGGAGGCAAAGGACCGCGUGCCAAAGUGCGUGAGGGAUGGCUAGACAUUGAAGCUAUGCGCGAGGCCGCUAAACACUUUGAAGGAACUCAUGAUUUCCGCAACUUCUGCAAGUUGGACACCAGCAAGCAAAUUGAGAACUUUGAACGCAUAAUAUUUCGCUCUGAUAUCGAACUUGUCGACCGCAAGACCAACCCUGUCGGUUACAUAGGUCGACCGGGAUUUCAGAUGCAUGAAGACCGAACUCCAGAUGUGGACAUGUCAAACUCAGAGCCCCCAUCAGAGUCUAUCCCACAAGUUUAUACAUUCACCCUCAACGGCUCUGCUUUCCUGUGGCACCAGGUUAGGCACAUGGUAGCUGUUCUCUUCUUAGUAGGACAAGGCCUCGAAUCUCCGUCUAUUGUUGCCGAAUUGUUAGAUGUCAAAAAGAAUCCGCGAAAGCCAACAUAUGAGAUGGCUUCGGAUGCACCACUGGUGCUCUGGGAUACGAUAUUUCCUGAUGAGAACUCUGAUAGCCGAGAAGAUGCCAUGAACUGGGUUUAUGCUGGUGACCCACGUCUUAACAAGACCCAGAGUGCCAAGACUGACAGCAAGUAUGGCAUGAGAGGUGUCAUUGACGGCCUGUGGUCGGUAUGGAGACAGCGCAAAAUUGAUGAAAUCUUGGCUGGCGCCCUGUUGGAUUUGGCUGCGAGCCAGGGCGACCAGAGCCUGGUGCAAAAUAUGGAUGGAAAACAGGGUACAUCCAAGAAACAGAGCAGAGGUGCCAAGGUCUGGCUUGGAGCCAAUGAUGCGCGAGUUGGUGGCCAAUAUGUACCCGUCUCUCACAAGUCAAAAAUGCAAUCUGUAGAGGACCAGAAUGCCAAGUGGCUGGUAUCGAGACAGCGCAAGUUGGUUAGGGAGCAAGAAGCAGCCAAGAAUGCGGCAGAGUGA